Messenger RNA from Parnassius mnemosyne (clouded apollo), 1251 nucleotides. The record is from the annotation of a GenBank genome assembly. NCBI's taxonomy places the organism in Eukaryota, Metazoa, Arthropoda, Insecta, Lepidoptera, Papilionidae.
AUGAAUAACAGUAAUUCAAUUUGUAGAAUAUGCCUUCAAGAUGGGGCCACAUAUCCAAUUUUCGAAAAGUUUAAUCAAGACAUUCAGUCAAAAAUAUCAUUAUGUUUACAUGUAACUAUUGAAGAUAUAGAAGGAUAUCCUCGUGUGAUAUGUAAAAAUUGUAAUGAAACACUUGACAAUCUUUAUAAUUUUAUUAAUAAAUUCAAGGAAAAUUGCGAGAUACUACGAAAUGGAUUGCUUAAUGUCAAACAAGAAGAGAUCUCGUUAGAAAGUAGUAUAUUCCUAGGAGAAGAAAAUGAAACAGACUAUGAAUAUGAAUGUAUGGAUCAUUUCGAAAAUUUAAAAAUAAUUGGUGUCAAAACUGAACCAACAGUUGAUUUAAAGCCCAAUACAAAUGACCAAACUAAAUCAAACAUAUCACAAGUUAAAGUUAAAAGAAAAAUUCAAGUAGAAAAAGAAAAUGUUAGGGAAAAAGUCUAUAAAAGAAAACUUCGUAAAAAUAAAACCAACAGAAUAGCAACAUCUAUUUUAGAAGGUGAAUUUACAUGGACUGGAGAAGAGUGGUGUUUGAGUGCAAACAAAAUUGUACUUCCAACCCAACAGACUGUAAGGCAACUGCAAAAAGUAGUAAAAACAAAAUUGCCUAAAGUAAAGAAGCAACCUCCACCUAAAUUAUGUGAUCUUUGUGGUGAAGUUUUUAAAGACCAAGAUAAGCUAUCGGUGCACAAGAAAAAAGUGCAUUUCAAAAAUCCUGUCAAGUGUCCAAAAUGUCCCCGGUUUUGUGCCUCUGAGUAUUAUUUGAAGAGGCACAUGAUGCGAAAACAUGAGAAUAAGAAACCUUUUAUUUGUGCAUCUUGUGGAAGAGGAUUUGCAUUUAAAGGAGAAUUAACAAGUCAUUACAGAAAUGUUCAUAACAAGAAUUUAAAACCUAAGAAAAUAUUUGCCUGCAAGAUUUGUAACAAAACUUAUAAGUGUGCUAAAUCAGUCACUGUGCAUGAGAGAUCUGUACACACAGGUGAUCGACCAGCAGUAUGUUCAGUAUGUGGUACUAGUUUCUUUCAUGAAGAUUACCUCAAAGAGCAUAUGAGACUCCACACUGGUGAAACUCCAUUCAAAUGCCCCAUUUGUGGACGGGGUUACGCUCAACGGUGCAAUAUGAAGAGUCAUCUAAGAAUACACAGAGCAUCAGAGUUAGAUGCAGCUACUUUAAGUAAGCUAAAACCAAAUUAUUUAAAAUUGCUUAAGGUAUAA